AUGUCCGAAUUCCGUCCUGCUUUACUCUCAGCCUCCCUAGGCCGCGCCUGGGUCCACGACUUUGAGAAGAAGGUCGCCCAAGCCGCCAAGCAUGGUUUUGAGGGCAUUGAGGUAUUCUACGAGGAUAUCGAGUACUUGGCUAAGAGUCUUCACAACGUGGACGAGCCGACCACAGACCAUAUUCUCGCCGCGACGAGACAUAUCCGCAAGAUUCUCGAUGACGUGGAUCUGACCGUCAUAGGCUUGCAACCAUUCUUGUUCUACGAGGGCCUUCUUGACCGUGAACAACACGCUCGACUCAUUGAGAAGAUCAAGGUGUGGUUCAGUCUUGCCAAGAUACUGGGGACGAACACAAUCCAGAUCCCAGCCAAUUUUCUUCCUGCCGAAAAGCUCACUGGCGACAUGGAUGUCAUUGUUGGCGACCUCAUCGAGCUCGCCGAUCUCGGGUUGAAAGAAAACCCGCCCAUCCGUUUCGCCUACGAAAGUCUUUGCUGGAGCACCCACAUCGACACAUGGGAGAAAUCAUGGGAGGUGGCCUGCAAGGUCAACAGGCCCAAUUUUGGACUCUGCCUCGAUACGUUCAACAUCGCUGGCCGGGUAUGGGGGGACCCUGCUUUGCCGACGGGCAAAACGCCUAAUGCAGAUGCAGACCUCAAAGAGUCCAUGGAGAGACUGGUGCGAGAAGUUGACUUGGCCAAGGUUUUUUACAUUCAAGUUGUGGAUGCCGAACGCAUGGACACACCUCUGGUGAAGGGCCACCCAUUCCACGUUGACGGAAAUCCGCCACGGAUGAACUGGUCCCGGAAUGCCAGGGCAUAUCUUUAUGAGACGGACCGAGGAGCUUACUUGCCUGUUGAGGAUAUUGCCCGGGUCUUGAUCGAGAAGCUCGGGUACAAAGGAUGGGUCUCCAUGGAACUGUUCUCGAGAACGAUGUCGGAGGAGGGCGAAGGAGUCCCCGCAGAGCAUGCACGAAGAGGCAUCGAAGCAUGGAAGAAGCUCGUUCAUCGUCUUAAGCUGAAUGAGUAG
Colletotrichum karsti is the source of this 1026-nucleotide messenger RNA. Its product is annotated as 4-hydroxyphenylpyruvate. The transcript has a single exon. The record is from RefSeq and is a predicted model, not a curated record. The coding region runs from base 1 to 1026 and encodes 341 amino acids. NCBI's taxonomy places the organism in Eukaryota, Fungi, Ascomycota, Sordariomycetes, Glomerellales, Glomerellaceae.